UCUGCGAGAAGACAUCUGAGAGGAAGGAUGGUUUUCUUUUCAUUGUUAAAUCUCUGUCUUCUUUCUCUCACACAGGCAGCAGCUGGACUCCAGUCAUUUGAUAAUUUGGUGACGUUUGCCAUGCUAGGAGAUACUAUUACUUUGCCAUGUGGCACACCCUUUAUUAAAUCCUGCACUUCCGUUAACUGGACCAUAGCGGAAAUGGUUGGAUCAGAGGUGGUGAAGGCUGGAAGGGUGACAGCUCCGGACGCCCUCAAGUUUGGCCUGCUAAAGGACUGCUCUCUGGAGAUUAAUCACCUGGUACUCGAUGAUGCACGCCUUUACUCUUGUCACAGUCCAGCGUUCACUUCAAGUGUUUCCCUUCAGAUUCUUGAAGUUACUGAGAACCCAACUCCUGCGGAUAUAGAGCUUCACUGUUACCUCAAUACAUAUAAAGGACUUGUCUCCAAUUGUAACAAAGGGAUACAUAUCAAGUGGAUCACUGAAGAUAAUACACCAUUAAAUGGGAACAGAUUUCACUAUGAACAUGUCUCUGAUUGCUUCUCUAAACUGUUCAUCACUAAAAGACUGACAGACCAUCACAGGAAAUGGAAAUGCCAGCUGACUCAAAAUGACAUGAUUAAAGCUACCAUCACUUAUACAACAACAAUAAAAGAUGGUAUAGAGGAAGUGUUUGCUGCAGUCGGUGAGUCAGUGUCACUCUCUUGUAGCAACACUUCCUCUCUUGGUGUGGGUGGAAGCAUGAAGUGGACUGUGGGUGAAAGGACACUGACAGAUGAUAUCUCAUCUUAUAACGACCAAACAGAGGCAUUACAUGUGAAUAAGGACUCAUCACUGGUUAUUAGCAAAGUAAGUGCUCUGCAUGCCGGAGACUACCAGUGUUCAGAGUCCACUGACCAGCAAAAAGUGUUUAACAAAAUCAGGCUGCAUACCCUUGAUGUUAUUUCAGAGCACGGGCCAGGAGGUGAUAAUCUCACUUUGACUUGUGUGCUUACCUGCACUAAUGAAUGUGGUAAAGACUUCAAUUUAACUUGGUCUGGAGGCAGCCACAAUAGCAGGCAGGGCAGUUUAAUAUAUGACAAGAACACUCUAAUAAACAGGCUCUUUAUCCCACUUUUGUCAAUGGCAUCUGCUGAAUUAACUUGCUUUGUGCAUAGAGAGGGAGAUGUGAUGGCAUCAAAAAAGUGGCACACUAUUAACCCUCUGCAAACACCUGCGUGGGCAGCCCUUCCUCUAGCCCUCCUGAUAUGUAUAACUGCUGGAGGACUCUACGUGUACAUGAAGAGGAAGCACAACAAGGAUGCAGGAAAUGAACAGUCAAGUGUUGGAAUGACUCAUGUUUACGAUGUCAUUCAGGAUGCAAAUAAUGAGGAACUAACCCAACCUGCUACCACUACCAGUUUCUAUGAUUUAUUACAGGCUGUAAACUAUAAAUAAAUAAAAUUGUCAAGUGUUUAAAGUGUCCUUGAUUUCAACCAUCAAUAAACUAUAAACAUGUUUUCCAUGUUUUAAAAGCUAAUAUUUUCUUUAACAGACUGUUGACUCGUGACUCUCGAUUCUUUUGUCAUGCUCAUUCAUCAUAUGACAGAUAUUGAUUAAAAUUGUAUAAAAGACUUUAUUGAAAGAUUACAUGGUAAACACGUCUCCAUGUCAUUUCAAAUAAUAGAGAUGAUGGGAUAUAUUAACACAAACAGGUUAACAGUGGGUUGUUUGGUGCAAAAUGUUAAACAUGUUUGGUAUGUGUUUAAAAGUAUGUUUUUUGUGUAUAUUUUUUAUCUUCCUAUACAAAAUACAUAUUGCACACAGGAACUAUUUACAGUUGAAUGAGGGGUGGGAAAAAUAACAAUCUUCGGCUUCAUACCACUCCUUUUCUGCCAGAUUGAACAUAUUUGUAACACUUCAUAGAUAUUGUUUUUCCUUUUGGUGUGUUGCUAUGCACUCAUUGUGUUUUUGUAUUUUAAACAUUUUCCAUGUUGCACUACUGUACACAGUUUCCAUGUUCUUACUUACUCUUCUUUGCAAGACAAAUACUUUAGAGGCAAGUAAAUGUUAUAUGGAUUAUGUAAGCCGGCAAUACAUAUUAGACAGUAAAGACUUUAAUGGAAAAUCUUCUUUAUCUUGAGCGGACUGAAAAUAACUAAUACCGGACUGCAAUAAAAGAGAGAAAUU
This is a messenger RNA of Perca flavescens (yellow perch), 2169 nucleotides long. RefSeq lists its product as uncharacterized. Gene Ontology annotation, molecular function: MHC class II protein binding; protein tyrosine kinase binding. Gene Ontology annotation, biological process: T cell activation; positive regulation of ERK1 and ERK2 cascade; interleukin-15-mediated signaling pathway. The transcript is spliced from 8 exons. Gene Ontology annotation, cellular component: external side of plasma membrane; membrane raft. The coding region runs from base 28 to 1437 and encodes 469 amino acids. The record is from RefSeq and is a predicted model, not a curated record. NCBI's taxonomy places the organism in Eukaryota, Metazoa, Chordata, Actinopteri, Perciformes, Percidae.